This is a messenger RNA of Emiliania huxleyi CCMP1516, 1527 nucleotides long. RefSeq lists its product as hypothetical. Bases 1 to 1527 code for a protein of 508 amino acids. The record is from RefSeq and is a predicted model, not a curated record. Lineage: Eukaryota; Haptophyta; Isochrysidales; Noelaerhabdaceae. The transcript is spliced from 4 exons. Gene Ontology annotation, cellular component: membrane.
AUGCGCGAGGUGGUCGCGCCCGGCAUCUACAAGGCGCGCUACUACGUGCUCGCCGUCGCCCUCGCGACGCUCGUCGCCUCUGUCGCCGUCACGGCGGUUCUGUGGGAGUCGGGAGAGACGCAGACCUUCGCCGACUCCAACCCGCUCGCUCUGGCGGGCUACGGCGGCGGCGGCAUCCCAAAGGACCACUUCACCUCGGACGUGGUGUUCAAGAUGACCAUGUGCUACGGCUUCGAGGAGAAGGCGUCCCGGUACCCGUACAACUGGCUGCUCUUCGCGCAGGGCGAGGACGGGUUCGCCGUCGACGUCAAGUACGACGCCGGCGUGGACUUCGACGCGGCGCUGCAGCAGAAGAUUGUCGACGACUGCGACAGAGUGGCGGGCGCUGCUUACGCCGCGUACGUCCGAACGGGUGCGGACGGCAACGGCGAGGCGUACUGCAUCCUGAACCAGCUGCGCGCCGCCAACUCCUCCGCCUUCCCGUACGCCACCGAGGCGGAGCUGGCGGCGGCGCUGGUCGACUUCUACGCGUCGCCCGCGUACGCCGCGCUCCUCUCGGCGACGGACGGCUGGGCGCUGUACGCGGGUUUCGUCGUGGAGGGCGGCGACGCCUACUGGCACUCCUUCAACACCACCGUCCCCGCCAACAUCGAGUUUAUCGACACGGUGCUGCAGGGCCCCGUCGACGACUGGAAGAGCAUCGUGGGCGCCGAGUGCGGCGGCGACGGCGAGCAGGACUUCUGCUCACCCACGCGCACCGGGCCUUGCACAGACUUCUGCUUCGCCACCGACCUGGGCAACAUCCACUACCUGUGGUGGCUGCUCGAGGUCUGCAUGAACACCGCCAUCAAGGGCAUCGUCGUCUCGCUCUUCGUCGCGUUCGCGGUCGUGCUGCUCUCUUCGGCCAACUGGAUUAUGGCGGCGCUCGCCACGCUGACCAUCGGCUCGGUGAUGUCCUCCGUCAUCGCCUCGGUGCUGCUGGUCGGGUACGACAUCGACGCGGGCGCGUGCGUCCUCAUCAUCAUGGUCAUCGGCAUGGCCAUCGACUACGCGGUGCACAUGGCGCACGCGUACAACGAGGCCCACGGCGGGCGGCAGGAGAAGGCGUCCGAGGCGGUGCAAGGCAUGGGCAUCUCGGUGCUCAGCGGCGCGGGCACGACCAUCGGCGCCGCCGUCCCUCUCCUCUUCGCCUCCUUCCUCUUCUACGUCAAGAUGGGCUGGUUCAUCUUCUUCGUCGCCCUCUGGGGCGUCAUCUACUCGUUCACGAUGCUCGUGCCGCUGAUGAUGAUCUGCGGGCCCGAGGGCACGCAGGGGGACGUCACUCAUCUGCUGCGCUGCCGCGCCGUGGUGAAGGCGGAGCCAAAGGUGGUGGAUGAAAAGGUGGGCUCGACUCCGCCCCGCACCUCUGCCAACACGCUCUGCCUCGCGACCGCACCGUCGGCCUCGGUGGAGGCUUCCAACGCCGCGUCCGGCGGCGCCUGCUCGCCCGGAGGCGCCGCAGACGAGGCGACAGAGGGCGCGGCGUGA